Molecule: messenger RNA, 2203 nt
Organism: Alosa sapidissima (American shad)
Lineage: Eukaryota; Metazoa; Chordata; Actinopteri; Clupeiformes; Clupeidae
Product: acidic leucine-rich nuclear phosphoprotein 32 family member E-like
Exons: 7
Coding region: 133-867 (244 amino acids)
Biological process (GO): regulation of apoptotic process
Cellular component (GO): nucleus
Molecular function (GO): histone binding; phosphatase inhibitor activity
Source: RefSeq, a predicted model, not a curated record
UGGAGUUAACAUGGUGGCUCAGUAAUCGUGUUGUGGCUACAGACUAUUACCGAGUGGACUGUGCAAGCUAAACACUUUCUCUCUCUGUAUUUUUUAUAUCCUUGACCUCUACAUUUUUUAACCAAAUCAGAAAUGGAUUUCAAGAAGAGAAUAGAGAAAGAAGUUGGGAGUCGGAAGCCGGAAGAGGUGUUUGAGCUUGUUGUGGACAACAGCCGUUCUAGCGAUGGACAGAUAGUGGGCCUCUCUGAUGAAUACAAGGAGCUGGAGUUUCUGAGUAUGGUGAACGCUGGACUGACCUCCCUGGCCAAACUGCCAUCGCUGCCGAAGCUUCGCAAGCUGGACAUCAGUGAUAAUGGCAUCUCAGGGGGUCUGGAGACCUUGUCAGAGAAAUGUCCCAAUCUGACCUAUCUGGUUUUGAGUGGAAACGGCAUCAAGGAGACCAGCGCGAUGGAAGCACUGCAAAACCUGAAGAGUUUGAAGAGGCUGGACCUGUUUAAUUGUGACGUCACCUCGCAGGACGACUACAGAGAGAACAUCUUUGAGCUCCUGCCUCAGCUUACGUUCCUGGAUGGUUUCGACCAGGAUGACAAUGAAGACGAGGAUGAGGAUGGUGGUGCCCCUGGAGAUGACGAUGACGAGGAUGAUGAGGAUGAGGACGAAGAUGACGAGGGCUCGGAGGGUGAUGAGGUGGGCCUGUCCUACCUCAUGAAGGAUGGGAUUCAGGACGAGGAAGACGAUGAUGACUAUGUAGAAGAGGAAGAGGAGGACGAUGUAGAUGGUGAAGAUGAGGACGGAGCCGUGGCCCAUGGGGAGAAACGGAAACGGGACCAAGAAGACGAAGGUGAUGAUGACGAGGAUGACGACUAAAGCACUGACCUGUGAAGCCAAGCUGCCGUGUCCCAGAACUAAGCUGUAGAAGAGAAACGUGAAAUGGUCUUUUUCUAUAUAUUUUUGUUUGUUUGUUUUUCAUUUUCCUUUGUAUAUCAUAGGCAUCACUGUAGUAUGUAAGGUGUUUUUUUUUUUUUUUUUUUUUUUUUUUUUUUUUUUUUUUCUGCAUCGGCCAUUCAAAAAGGUCAGAAUUUUUAGUGUUGGCAGUUGCAAAGUGCAUUCUGAUUUCCAGAUUGCUUCCCAUGUUUUGGCACUUUUAUGUAAAGUUUCAUUCGUAUGGUGGGCACCGUUUCUAUCAAGUGAGUCAGAUUGCUGUUUGUAGACGAUGCUCUACAUGUCCUUUUGUAGAGUUGGAUGGGCUCCUCAUCUAAAAGACUUUUUGCCAUCCUUGUGACUUCCUAAGAACCCAUAUAUUCUUACAGUGUUGAAAUCCACCUGUGUGUGUGUGUGUGUGUGUGUGUGUGUGUGUGUUCUCCUGUCUGGGUUUUUUAUUUUGUUUUUUUCACCCAAAAGAAUGAAAUGUUGCUAACCAGGAAAUCUGUAUUUAUAUAAGGUUAAAGUAUCCCUGCGUUGAAUUACAUUUUUGCCCAGAGUCAGUUUACCAUGUGUUCCCUCCAGGAAUUCCUGUAAAGUUAUUCAUCCUCCAUUACUGUAUAGGAGUCAACCUAACAAUCAUGUUUUAAUUUGUCGGAUAGAGGAUUUUAAAAUUAUUUUUUUUUCUAAACUAACUGUACUGCUUGUUUGUGAGGCGCGUUAUGUUUUGUGGCAUCAAAGAGUUAAGCAAGUCCUCGGAGAUCCAACACCCUCUCCCUCCUUUCUCCCCCAAGGCUCAGCGCUCAACAAUUUCUGAUGAGAUGUCAGAUCUCUUAGAACACUCAGGUGGACCAAACUUUGGAGGCUUUCAGUAUAUCUCCAGGACUAUAAUCGAUCAUCUCACUCUUUGUUACUGAAUUUACUACGCUCACUAUUCUUCAGACAAAAACAAAUGCCUUCUGUUGUUUUUCCUUUUUGCAUUCCCUUUCUAGAAUGAACAUUUUAAAACUUGUUUCUAUGACUGUAAAUAGGUACCCUACGAUUCUGUCGUGUGUAGUUCAUUUUAUUAAUUGAUUUUGUCUUUUUAAAACAUGCAAUAUCUCUUGUCCUUUUUCUUUUUGUUUUUGAAUAAAUGCAAAGCACAGGUCAGGAUAAGAUUCAGAUCCAUUCAAUAUAGUUUUUAUUUUUAUGUCCUCUGCUGUUGAGAAGGCUGUGUUUGGAGUUUGUGUGCUGUAAUCUUCUAAAGAGUUUUUUUAAAUAAAUAAAAAAAUAAUUAAUUCAA